UUCUCCAAAUUAUUAACAGGCCGUGCAAUGGAACUCUCAAUAAUUCCGGCCGUGGUUACGGUCCUCUUUUUUCUUGUAACUCUCUUCCUUUUCUCCACCGCAAGAACUCGGAGGGACCCCAACUACGGCGGCAAUGGCCAAGGCUCACUUCCGCCGGGUCCUCCGGGACUCCCAUUGGUGGGAAACAUAUUCCAACUCGGCUUCAAUCCUCACCGUUCACUUGCUGUCUUUUCGAAAACAUAUGGACCUAUAAUGAGCUUAAAGCUUGGAAGGUUAACCGCAGUGGUUAUAUCUUCACCAGAAGCAGCUAAAGAGGCACUUAAAACACACGACCAUGUCAUGUCUGCUCGAACCUUUAACGACCCGAUCCGAGCCUUUGACCAUCAUAAACAUUCCGUUGUUUGGAUUCCUGCAUCGGCUCGUUGGAGGUUUCUGAAGAAGAUAGUAGUGCAAAAUUUGUUGUCACCGCAAAACCUAGACGGUAUCCAAUCCAUAAGGAUGAAAAAGGUGGAGGAACUUGUGAGCUUAGUAAACACAUUUUGCGAGAGAGGAGAGGCUAUUGACAUGGCUCGUGCUUCCUUCGUCACAUCUUUCAAUAUAAUCUCGAAUGCUCUAUUUUCUGUUGAUUUGGCCACGUAUAGCUCUAACUCGUCGUCUUUCGAGUUCCACGAAACGGUGGUUCACCUUAUGGAGAUCUGUGGGAAACCCAACGCAGGAGACUUUUUCCGGCUUCUGAGGUUUCUUGAUUUACAAGGAAGCCGAAAAGAGUCAACGCUCUGCAUAGAGAAGCUAUUUAGGGUUUUCCACGAAUUCAUUGAUGAUCGUGUAACCAAAAGAUUGUCUCAGACAGCGGCGUCGAGUAACGAUAUGUUAGAUGCCCUUCUCGAUAUUAAACAGCAAAACCAAGAAGAGAUCACCAUUAAUGAUAUGAAGCACUUGUUUCUCGAUUUGUUUGUUGCUGGCACGGAUACAAACUCUAGUACAAUAGAGUGGGCAAUGACGGAGCUACUCCGUAGCCCGGAUAAAAUGGUCAGAGCUCAGAGUGAGAUACGACAAGUGAUAGGUGGAAACGGUGUCGUUCAAGAAUCUGAUAUCCCAAGGCUGCCUUACUUGCUAGCAGUUGUGAAAGAGACUCUUCGUUUGCAUCCUCCAGCUCCUUUGAUCCCUCGAAAAUCUGAGUCUGAUGUCCAAAUCUUUGGUUUCUUCGUUCCAAAGAACUCUCAGGUUCUCGUGAACGUUUGGGCAAUGGGACGAGACUCGAACGUGUGGGAGAAUCCAAUGAAGUUUGAGCCAGAGAGGUUCUUGUUACGUGAAAUCGAUGUAAGAGGCAAAGAUUUCGAGCUGUUACCAUUUGGAUCAGGAAGAAGGAUGUGUCCGGGAAUCUCAAUGUCACUGAAGACAAUGCCUGUGGUGCUUGCCUCUCUUCUCUACUCCUUUGACUGGAAACUUCAAGACGGUGUCGUCCCUGGAAACAUGGACAUGAGUGAGGUCUUUGGUCUUAUUUUACAUAAAGCCAAACCUCUCUGCGUUGUACCUAUCAAGAAACCUACAUCAUCGUCUUAGUAUUUUCCAUGUUAUUAUUUUCUUUAUAAUGAGACUUCUUUUUCACUCAUAGUUGCUUGAAAACAUGUGUAAGUGCUUGUGCUACAUGCAUAAAUCGCAAGAGAUUGAAUGAAUGUCGUAUGUACAACAUCUUUCGAACAGAACAGUGUUGGGUGUGAUUUCAUCGUCCUCUAAGGAUUUGUAAAUCUUGUAUGUAGGAGGGUCAUCACCGCCUAUAUGUAAGAGAGCCAAUUACCACAGCAAAUGGGGAGCUAAAUCUUCACCGAAUAAUCAAUUUAUCAGUUGUUGAUUAUGCAGAUGCAGUUUUUGUCUUUUGUUUUUCGGGAUUGUGAUAUUUUGCUUCUUCGAUUCUCCUCAUCUCAGGUUUUCUCAUCAUCUCCCAUCUUUUAAUCCACAUAGACAAUACAUAUGCAUACACUCUUAAGGCCAAAUUUGUUGUCAUAUCUCAAGCAUAACGAUCACUCGAAGUAAUGCUAUAUAAAAAUGUUUCUGAAUUAUCCAAUUCAUAAAUACAUUAUUCUAAAGUGUAUUAUGUUCAUGACUUCUUAAGACCAUAUUCAACACUGAAUCCAUUAAAAGAAGAAUUAUUAAAAGUUAAAUUUCGUAGAAAUAUGUUAUAAUAUUCAUCUUAACUAUGUUUCCUUUGACAAAAAAAAAACUAUGUUUCUUGGCUUUUUGAAAAUUUAAGAGUAGUAUAUUUAGAGCUAUUAAUGAAUUAUGCAACUGAUGUCAAAAAGGAAAAACCAUACCACUGUAAUAGUUUUACUGUUCCAUUAUAACUUCACAAACAUGUAAGUUGUAACUAAUGAUUUAAUUUUUACUAUAGGGGAAAUCAUCUCAAGCACUCCUUGUUCAUGGUUGUAAGAUUUUCUUAAUCAUGAGGUGGUUAGGGCUUGAAGAACCCAGGUUUCCAAAUUUAUAUUGGGCCUAGGUAAAAUAAAGCCCAUAUGUUACUAUAAAGCCCACAAUGUAUAUAAAGAAACACAUUUACUUAACAUGAUUGCAUUAGCGAAAUAAAUACUUGAUUGACAUAUGUAAAUUUAAUUCUAAUGCUAACUAAUUGACUUUUAUGUGUGAGAAGUUUUGCUAAAUCCUGAAUCAGACACAACCUCUCUCUCCUCUCUCUCUCCUCUCUCUCUCUCUCCCGCGCGCCCAAGUCGCCUCCCUUCUCCGAUCGUCUCCCCUCUCUCUCUCUCUUUACUUUCAGUCGCCUGCUGAAUCUCUCCCAUUCUUCCCUUCUCCAGCUGCUCCGCCUGAGGAUUAGAGGAUCCCGUGUGGACUUCAUCUCAGUCGCUUCCGAUUCGCUUCAUUUCCUCCGCUCCGAUCCGU
This is a messenger RNA of Brassica napus (rape), 2892 nucleotides long. Its product is annotated as cytochrome P450 76C3. The transcript is spliced from 4 exons. Bases 28 to 1563 code for a protein of 511 amino acids. Gene Ontology annotation, molecular function: iron ion binding; oxidoreductase activity, acting on paired donors, with incorporation or reduction of molecular oxygen; monooxygenase activity. NCBI's taxonomy places the organism in Eukaryota, Viridiplantae, Streptophyta, Magnoliopsida, Brassicales, Brassicaceae. The record is from RefSeq and is a predicted model, not a curated record.